AUGUGCACUUUUUUUAUUUUAGAGGAUAUUGAUAAUCAAUUUUCAAUUAAGUUGCCUGAUAAUAUUGAUGACAAUGAGCCUCCAGAAUUACCCGUUGAAAUCAAAAGUAAUGGUGGCGAUGAAAAACGAGUUGUUGAGGAUGAUAAACCCCCAGAAGAUAUUGAUAAUCAAUUUGACAUAGAAUUACCUGUUGAAAUCAAAAGUAAUGAUGGUGAUGAAAAACGAGUUGAUGAGGAUGAUAAACCCCCAGAAGAUAUUGAUAAUCAAUUUGACAUAGAAUUACCCGUUGAAAUCAAAAGUAAUGAUGGUGAUGAAAAACGAGUUGAUGAGGAUGAUAAACCCCCAGAAGAUAUUGAUAAUCAAUUUGACAUAGAAUUACCCGUUGAAAUUAAAAGUAAUGAUGGCGAUGAAAAGGAAGGCGAUGAUUAA
Entrophospora sp. SA101 is the source of this 429-nucleotide messenger RNA. The record is from the annotation of a GenBank genome assembly. Lineage: Eukaryota; Fungi; Glomeromycota; Glomeromycetes; Entrophosporales; Entrophosporaceae.